AUGUCUACGAUAAUAAAACAGACCUCUCGUCAAGUAAAGGCCGCAUACCGCAAGAGCGAUGGCCGUCUCUCAGAUCGCGAGAUCCAACGCCUCGAGCACUCCGCCGCUGCCGAUCGCCAUGCCGAGGAACUUCGCGAGAAAGAAAAGAGAAGCAAGGAGGCCAAGAAGCGGCGAGAGGACAAGGAGCGGAAGCAGAGAGACGCUCUUCGCAGGAACGGCAUUGGCGAUGCAACCCAGGCCUGCGGCUGGAAUUUCACCCAGCGCCGCCAGAAAGACUGGUUCCGCACAUAUCUUCGGAAAGACCAGCCAAAGCCGGCACCAGACCCCAAACCCAAGGAUGCCAACCCUUUCAAGUCUUCCCAGAUCUCGCAUCCUGAGGAUACCGAUGAGCGUCUUGAGAAGAUCGACGACCUUGUCCACAACAGCGGUGGCGAAGCUGAAGAAGAUAUAUGGAGUAAGGGUAGUGGAAGUGACCAUGUUCAUAAUGCGGACGCCAAGCCUGUCGAACAUAUCCGCAAUGACGCGGACUGGGUCGAGGAUGCCCAGGGGGAGGACCGGCGCUGCCAUCAUCAUCCCGCCCUGAAUCACACCCCUUGCGAGCCGAGAAGCCGCACCAACAGCGUGGAAAACAAGAACAACCUUCACGAAGUCUCCGCCGUAUUUGAACGAGAACCCAAAGAACUUGGCUCAGCACCCGAUUCCGGUUCGGACAGCGACAACGCCCCCUUGGAGACGGACAACAGCUACAACAACAAUUCUCUCGCAACAUACAACGUUGCCCUCGCGAAUAUCAGGCCGAGUGACGAACCGACAGAACAUGAGGCGAACCCCUGGAGUACCGAUGACAUCGACGAGGAAUCUCUACUAGCCGCCGUACAAGGUCAGACGCCGACUUCGAAGGCUUCUCUCACAGCUUCUGCCGCACCAUCUGGAGAAGUUGACGCGGAUCUUCCGUUAAUGGACACGGAGCUGCUGGAGGAGCUGCUUUCGAACUCGCAACUUGAUCGAGAUCUUACUACACCUACGCAUUUUCAGCCGUACUCGACACUCUCUGAUUCUUUCUUCUCCUCGGAGUUGGAUCUUUCGGCUGAGGAACUUGCGGCUAUCGAAACGCCCCUGAUCCAGACACAACCCCGGCCUUCCAGGGACCAUGCUGCCGACCAAACCAAAGUUCGUUCAGUGGUGCCGCCGGGAGCACUGGGUGAUGUCAGCCCGGAAUCUCUGGCUUCUGACCCGCCACUGACACCGCCUACAAGGCAGGCUCAGAAGAGAAAGGCUGUUGCCUUGAAUGACCACGAAUCAUCUUCCCCAAAGCAAAGGAAGGAGCCCGAUACCAGAUGCACAUCCGCUGAUUAUAGCAUGCUUCCGCCGCCGAAGCCGGCUUCUCCUGAAGCUCACCACACGUCCGAUACUAGCCUUCACGAGUCAAGAUUUGCUGCUUAUGGCCUAUCAACGCAGCUUAUCCAGGACGCAGCGUUUGAUGACUUCGACUUUUGA
Diplodia corticola is the source of this 1497-nucleotide messenger RNA. RefSeq names its product tyrosine recombinase. The record is from RefSeq and is a predicted model, not a curated record. Lineage: Eukaryota; Fungi; Ascomycota; Dothideomycetes; Botryosphaeriales; Botryosphaeriaceae. Bases 1 to 1497 code for a protein of 498 amino acids. The transcript has a single exon.